This is a messenger RNA of Frieseomelitta varia, 3918 nucleotides long. Its product is annotated as adenylate cyclase type 10-like. NCBI's taxonomy places the organism in Eukaryota, Metazoa, Arthropoda, Insecta, Hymenoptera, Apidae. The record is from RefSeq and is a predicted model, not a curated record. Gene Ontology annotation, molecular function: protein binding; adenylate cyclase activity. Gene Ontology annotation, biological process: intracellular signal transduction; cyclic nucleotide biosynthetic process. The transcript is spliced from 22 exons. Gene Ontology annotation, cellular component: cytoplasm.
AUGAGUACGUACUUGAGGAGUUUCAUAUCAAAAGGAGUGCUGACGGCGAUCGAAAACGAAGAAUCGUUGCUGUAUUUAACGGAACUGAGGCAAAUCACCGCGGUCCGCAUCACUGUGGUUCCCAACGAAUGUACCGUCCAGGAGUUGAUCUCUCUGGCAAACGUGCUCUUCAACAUUAUUCAAAAUACAAUACAAGCAUACUUUGGAUGCCCGGGCAAGGCGUAUUUGUACGAGAAGGACAUCUCAUUUCAAAUUAUGUACGGGAUGAAGGGCUACGAAAGUGACGGCGAGUACGAUAACGCAAAGAAUGGAUUAUUGUCAGCGUCUCACAUGAUGAAGGAAAUAAGACGCAUUUCUAAUGUCAAAACGAUUCUCAUUGGCGUCUCGACCGGGAUAGCAUUCUGCGGAGUAGUCGGCCACAGUGUCAGAAGACAGUACAUGGUUUUCGGUACGCCUGUCGAUAAGGCGAAAUCCUUGACGAUGAUUUCGCUCGACAAGAUAUCUUGCGACUAUGAGACCUUUCUAAGCAGUGCCUUGCCCAAAGAGAAAUUUCGUACGCAGGGUAUGAAGAUGUUGAGGAAAAUCGGGAAAUGUCACGUCUAUGAAUUCCUGGAUGAAGAGACGACGAAAAUCAGAUUAUCGAACUUAGAAUAUGUUUAUCCCAUUCUUGGUCGAUGCAAGGAAAUGGAAUACUUCAAGGACAUCUUGGACGAUAUCGGAGUGGCAGGGCGAGUUUAUGCUGGACUGCUCAUGGAAGGACCCGAAAGAUGUGGCAAGUCGAGGAUUCUCGACGCUUUCGUUACGAUCGUUCGAAACAGACAAAUAAAACUCGUACAACUUUCUUUACAUCCGUCCUACGCGCAGAAGAUUUAUGCUACGCUGUACGACGUGUUCCUUCAACUUUUCGAUGCUGAAAAUUUUUCGACCAUCAAGAAUCGCGAGAAGAUUAUAUCGCACAAGCUCUCCGAGGUACUAAAUCCAGAAGAUUUCUGUUACUUCAACACCAUCAUGAGAGUACAGUUCCCUUUAUCGAAGGAAUAUUGCCAGGACAACGACUGGCAGCGUCACAAUAAGACCAUCGAGAUGUUCGACGUGAUAUUAAACGAGGUCAUUGGUUGCGUGUGCAUCCUCUUGGACGACAUACAAUACAUGGAUCUCCUAUCCUGGCAGUUUUUGUCCUACGCCUUGAACAACAGUCGCGUGGUUAUAGUUAUGACGAUGACGAGACACGUCCCUUGGAAUGAUCUGUUUCAAGUCGAGAACAGCAUCUUUCGAGACAAGAGACUGAUGAUCAAAACGUUGGACGAUUUGGAGCCUAAAUACUUGGCAGCGUUCGCCUGCCAAUUCUUGAACGUCGUCGCGAUUCCCAGCACUUUCGAGAACUGGUGCGAGGCAUUUCUGAUGUCAGCCAUACAAGUGAACGCGUUCGAGACUGUCACGAUAUCACCCGCGGAAGCGACUAAGUAUGACCUCGUUUUUCCGGACCAGUCGCUGUUGUCGAAGAUCCCGAUGUACUUGAUGCCCGAAGAAAUAGCACCGCCGUUACACUGGACGCAAAUGAGCAAACUGACCGUGUGCGUACCGUCGAAGAAUACGAAAGAUGUCAUCGAGCUUAACCGAGACACAACAGGAUUGAGGAUCGACAUCUACAACAGAAUGAAUCCCUACGAGCAAGCUUUCGUCAAGUGUGCGGCAACUAUCGGCCACAGCUUUCAAUCGAAAAUGCUGGACACCGUGAUGGCAAACGCUACGCCGAUAUACACGCUGAGAGGAAAGUGAUUAUUCACCAUUAAAAAUGAAUUUCGCAAUUACUUGACUAUUCUCCUCGUUGCUUCAGCCGUGGCAGAGAUGAUCAGACUGAGGAUCUUAGAGUGCGCUAUGAUUCAGAAGAAAUUCUACUACCUGAACGAUUCCGUCUAUUACGUAAUGAAAAAGCGGAGAACGUUCAGCAACAUGCAUCAUUUGGUGACUUGCGAUUGUCAACCGAUCCCCGCGUAUAUCAAGAAAUUGCAACCGUACGCUUACUGCAAGGUGUUGGUCUUCACGAUAACUUCCUUUCAAAAAUUGUUUUACGAAACACUCUCGCCGUACGAGAAGAACGACUAUCACGUGAAGAUAGUGGGAAUGUACGAGAAAGACGCCACGAAAUGCAGCACCUGCGGCGAAGAGGAGUUUUUGAAAGCCGUCUCGAUAGAAGUGGACGACACAAACAAAAGAGCAAUGCCGCAGAAACGGGAUUCUAAGUUCGAGCCCAGACGAAGUAUCUUUAUCACCAACGACGAAGACGAUAAAAAGCGAGAGAAUAUGACACGCAGAGUUUCAAUUCUACCAGGACUUGUCAACGACGCUGUCGAACAGACAGACGACCAAGAAACGGAGCAUGUGUCCGAUUCUGCAAAGACCAAACGAUCCUCUACUCUCGUCGACUUGAUAUUCGAAGAUCCAUGGGACAGUCGUUUGGAGCAAUUCAGCUAUGUGGAUUACCGCAAUUGCAGAUGCAUAGACAUGAUUAGUUUCGUGUUUUGGAAGUUGCACCAGCACAUUAUGCACAUCGGUAACCAUUUUCACCUAACGCCCUCUCCUCGAAACGACGAUCACGAUUGUUACAAACAUUCACCCUUCAGACGAUCCUGGCAACCUCUCUUUGCGAUCAAGUCUCUGUCGGCCUUAAUCGAGAAUUCGGAUACCGCGAAGGAGGAGCAGAUCAAAAUUAUAAAUGAACCUGCUAAUAAAAUCAAAUACUUGAUUCUAAUGGGAGAUGCUCACUUUGCCUACGGAAAUUAUUUCGAAGCGAAGAGAUUUUACACGGAGGCCGUGACGUUGAGAGGUCAUCUGCCGCAGAACAGCAAAGCGAUCUGUUGCAGCAUCAUGUUGAAGCAAAUACGGUACAACGUGUCAGGCUUUUGCAAGUACAGCGAACAGUCGAAGGAGAAGAUUGUUGAGAGAGUUGAGCUGGCUAUCGCCUUGCAACGACUGGCUGUAGUUUCGUUGGCGCAGAACGAAACGAAAAUGGCGAAGUUCGCUAUUCUGCAGAGUCUUCGAUUGGUUUUCGAGAGCCGUGACUGUUUCCUGGAGAAGGGCGAGAUUUAUUUGUCCGCGGUGAAAACAUAUCAACAGAUGGGGGAAAUGUACGUGGAGCAAUUGGAGCAACCUAUGUUGCUGACUAUUAAAGAGAAGGUUACUUGGAAGAGGCCGGAAGAAGUGAUCUUGGUGGCUCAGAUCUAUCAGACGAUAUACAAAACUAGGAUACUGCAGGGCAAACUGACGGAAGGUAUCGAGAUUGGGAUAAAUAUCUGCAAGAUAUGCAACAAUUUGCAAUUGAACGAUUUGAAGCUCGCUGUACUACCGUCGCUGAUUGAAAUUAUGGUGUGGACGAAGAAGAUAAACGAAACUGUCGAUUUGAUGUACGAGUUGUAUCAUUUCUCCAAAACGGACGUGGAUAAUACUGCCAUCACGUGGUACUACGCACUUUGCAUGGAACUGUUGUUGGACGCUGCCAUGAUAUUGGAACCAUACGAGGCUUGCCACGAUUUCUACGCCAGAAGAACUCGAUCGAGCAACAUUAAAACGAUUAUAAAGUCCCUUCAUAAUGCGUCCAGUUACGCGCCAUUUGUGAAACCGUUCUUGUACCUGUUACAAUCCUACAUGGAGAUCGUGCAAGGUAGAAAGAUAUUGUCUCGAAUGAACAUGAAGAAGUCGCGUAAAUUCGCUACGGCUCAGGAGAACAAGCUGGUCCUGGCUUUGCUGGAGCAGAGCAAGAGGACUUGGGAGGAGAGUAAAUAUAACAAUAUGGCGCAAUACUGGGUGGAGAACGUAGGUGUCGCGCUCGGAAUCGAAUGGCAGGAGAUCCACUUGUUGAGCGUGAGCUCUUGGUCAACCGUACUGUACCCACUCCCACCUCCGCACUCUAAUUAUUAA